AGCGCUUGAUGAACUUGUGAUAAUGAUGCUGAUUUAACUUAUAUAAUGGGGAUUAACGAGAGUAAAUUCAGGCCAAGUGGACUCUACAGUGGGGGCGAGUACAGAUGUGAGGCCACGAUGUCCUGCACCGAGUGCGGAGGCCAGUGCCUUCCGGAAUGUUGUAAAAUGGGCAACGGAGGGAACAACGCCGGCAUGAUGGGCGCUGGGUGUGAUGACAAAUACAGGGGCGGUUUCUUUCCACGUGAUCGAGGUGGGGGCGGAGGUGGUGGCGGCAGUGAGGGCGGCGGCAGUGUUGGUGGCAGUGGUAGUGACAGUGUUGGUGGCAAUGGUGGUGGUGGAAGUGGCGCCGGCGGAAGUGGUGGAGCUGGCGAUGGUGUCAAAGGAGGGAAAUAAAACCGCUGUAUACAUAGAAAGAACAACUCAUUUGUUGUAGAGAUUACGCGCACAUUUUUCUGGCAGCAUUUUUAGAUGUGGUUAU
This is a messenger RNA of Dreissena polymorpha, 478 nucleotides long. RefSeq names its product eggshell protein 1-like. The record is from RefSeq and is a predicted model, not a curated record. The transcript is spliced from 2 exons. The coding region runs from base 46 to 393 and encodes 115 amino acids. NCBI's taxonomy places the organism in Eukaryota, Metazoa, Mollusca, Bivalvia, Myida, Dreissenidae.